AAACUUGUAUCUCUUCUUCAUCACCCUUUGGAAAAAACGGUCUGUCUUCUCGUCUUGAUUCUGAAGAAAAUGACGAGCCUGCUUUCUUUCUCAUUCUUUCUUCUGUUUAUGUUCUUCCUUCAUUGCAGAAAAACUUCUGCUCAAGCGCCACCAGCAUCAGGUCCCCCCAACAUUACAGCAAUCCUUGAAAAGGGUGGUCAAUUUACUAUGUUUAUUCGGCUGCUGGAAAGCACACAACAAGACGAUCAAAUCAACACACAGCUAAACAACACAAACCAGGGCCUCACAGUGUUUGCGCCCGCUGAUAACGCCUUUUCGAGUCUCAAAUCAGGCACAAUCAACUCACUUAGCGACCAAGAAAAGGUCAGGCUAGUACAAUUCCAUGUUCUCCCAACUUUGAUGACCAUGUCACAGUUCCAAACUGCGAGCAACCCGCUGCGUACACAGGCGGGGAACAGCGACGCCGGCGAGUACCCUCUCAAUGUCACAACUGCAGGGAAUCAAGUGAACUUAACUACAGGAGUUGAUGAUGCAACUGUGGCUAACAGUGUGUUUUCUAGCGCCAAUUUAGCCGUGUAUCAGGUUGACAAGGUGCUCCUUCCAUUGGAUAUUUUCGGGACUAGUGCUUCGCCGGCUCCUGCACCUUCGAAGCCGGAGAAGGAGCUUCCGGCAGAUACUCCGAAAGGGUCUUCCGCUGAUGCCACCAAAGUCGAUACUUCUGCAGCUGCAUUAAGUUUGAAUCAUCGUGCACUAACAGUUGUAUCCUUAGGAGUUACAAUUUUUGCAGCGGUUGCUUUCAGGCCAUGAUUUUGUUUCCAUUGGUGUUGAAAUUUUAAAUUUUUAUGUGUUGAUUACCAAGAGUUCUUUGAAUUAUUGUGUUACAUAAAAAUACUGAACUCGAUUAUAUCC
This is a messenger RNA of Mangifera indica (mango), 909 nucleotides long. Its product is annotated as fasciclin-like arabinogalactan protein 11. NCBI's taxonomy places the organism in Eukaryota, Viridiplantae, Streptophyta, Magnoliopsida, Sapindales, Anacardiaceae. The transcript has a single exon. The record is from RefSeq and is a predicted model, not a curated record. Bases 70 to 807 code for a protein of 245 amino acids.